AUGGAGGAAAAUGUUUCUGAACAGGCAUGUGUCAACACAAUCAAAUAUGCGGACGAUUGCACCAUGGAUACGUCCAUAAGAUUAGGAGAAUCUAGCGAUUUGCAAAGCGCGCUGGACUCAGUACAAAGUUGGGCUGUGGAAAAUAAAAUGGAACUGAAUGCCAAAAAGACAAAAGAUAUGUGGAUUAACUUCACCGAAGCACCGCCCCCUCUACCACUGCAUAUAGGAGAUGCUAUCAUAGAAAGAGUCGAUAAUUUUAAACUCUUGGGAACCUGGUUUCAAAAGGACCUGAAAUGGAAUAAACAUGUCGAGGAGACCACCCGCAAAGUAGCUAAAAACCUGUACUGCCUACGAGAAUGUAGAAGGGCGAAUCUACCAGUCGAAGUGGGUCUCACCACUUAUUUAACUAAAAUCAGGCCUAUCCUUGAAUAUUGUUCUCCAGUGUGGGGUGGUCUGCCACGAUAUUUAAAGGACGAAUUGGAACGUGUGCAAAGGAGGAGUCUACGAAUUAUUGGCCUCCCGCAUGGUUACUUGCCAACUCUCGAAGAGAGAAGAAUUGAAGCCACAUCGAGGGAACUCGUUAACAUCUUAGGUAAUCCAAGUCAUAUCUUUUAUCAACGAACUAUGGAACAUAAUAAACAUAACUAUAAUCUUAGGCGUAGAGACGGUAUAUUUAAAUACGCACCUUUCUCAGGCACUGAACGACACAGAAAUAGUUUUGUCCCACGAGCAAUGAGACAGGGGUUGCACUAA
This is a messenger RNA of Paramuricea clavata, 753 nucleotides long. The record is from the annotation of a GenBank genome assembly. NCBI's taxonomy places the organism in Eukaryota, Metazoa, Cnidaria, Anthozoa, Malacalcyonacea, Plexauridae.